This is a messenger RNA of Morchella importuna, 984 nucleotides long. RefSeq lists its product as uncharacterized. The record is from RefSeq and is a predicted model, not a curated record. Lineage: Eukaryota; Fungi; Ascomycota; Pezizomycetes; Pezizales; Morchellaceae. Gene Ontology annotation, cellular component: cytosol. The transcript is spliced from 7 exons. The coding region runs from base 1 to 984 and encodes 327 amino acids.
AUGGGCAUGUACCCACUUCAGAUUAGUGGAAUAAUGUCCACCGAAAAGAAAAAUCGCAUAAUCCUUGGUCUUAUGACCUUUGGGCCUGACCGAAAUGAUGGCGCUCGCAUUACUUCCCUCACAGAAUUCAAAAACAUACUCACCGCUUUCCGUGAUCGCGGCUACAUCGAACUCGAUACAGCUCGUGUCUACUGCGGAAGCCAGCAAGAAUCCUUUACCGCAUCCGCCGGAUGGAAACAGGCGGGUUUUACCAUUGCAACUAAGCUCUACCCAAACCAGCCAGGAAUCCACAAGGCGGCAUCUAUAAAGGAGAAUAUUGCCAAGUCACUCAGCGAGCUAGGUACGGAGAAGGUAGACUUAUGCGUACAAGGAGGGAAAUUCAAGAGGCUGGGAUUGAGUAAUUACACUGCAUUUGAGGUGGCCGAGAUUUGCACCCUGUGUAAGGAAAGAGGAUGGGUGAAACCAAGUGUGUAUCAGGGAAUGUAUAAUGUCAUCACCAGAGCGAUUGAGAAGGAGUUGUUCGUGGCCUGUAGGAAAUACGGACUUGACAUCGUGGUCUAUAAUCCUCUAGCAGGCGGCUUCUUCACCGGCAACUACAAAUCGCCCGCCCUCCCCGAGUCAGGAAGAUUCAGUAAUACCAACCCCUCGGGUAGUGUCUACCGUGCUCGUUAUUUUAAUGACCACUAUUUCAAUGCGCUCAAACUCAUUGAGCCCGUUGCGGAGAAGCACAAUCUUACCAUGGUAGAAAUUGCGUUUCGGUGGUUGCUUCACCAUUCAGUGCUAAACAUCAAGAACGGGAAUGAUGGAAUAAUAUUGGGUGUGAGUAGCCAGAAGCAAUUAGAGGAGAAUCUGGAUCAACUAGAGAAGGGUCCCUUUCCAAGUGAGGUGGUAGAAGUGUUGAAUAAGGCCUGGGAGGUGGUGAAUCCAAAUACGCCAAAUUAUUGGCAUUUGGAAUUGAAGUACACUUACGAUACGACUGUCUGA